AUGACGAUGCUAGAAGCUGAGAUAUGGACCUGGUAUGGUCUAUCGUGGGUUAUUGUUAUCGCCAGAAUGAUAUCAAGAAGGAUGUUGCUGGGUUCAAUCAAGAAGCUACAAGUCGAGGACUUCUUAAUGAUAAUAGCCAUGUUUACCGAUACAAUCCUUAUGGUGGGAAUGUCCAUCAUUUCGCAAACGAGCAGUAACCUCAUCGACCCCAACGAAAAUGUCGUCUUGGACGCAGCAGAAAUCGCGACAAGAGAAUACGGUUCCAAAUGGGUUUUGGUGGUUGAGCAGAUGCAGAUCUUGACAAUCUGGCUUAUGAAGUAUUGUCUGUUGCUCAUGUACAACCGUCUCACUAUGAGCCUGAGCCAGAACUUGGCUGUCAAGUUUGUCGCUGCAUAUGUCACUGCCGGUUUUGUCGUUAUGGAGAUUCUAUAUCUCGGGGUCUGGUGUCGCCCAUUCACCCAGUACUGGGCUGUUCCCCCAGAGAACACCCAAUGUUCCGCUGCGACAAACCAUCUUAUCACCAAUGCCGUCAUCAACAUCACCUCCGACGUCAUGAUCAUUCUCAUUCCCAUGCCAAUCUUCCUCAAAUCCCAGCUCCCAUUGAAGCGCAAGGCUGUCCUCAUCGGCGUCUUCGCCCUCGGCGCCUUCACAAUCCUCUCCGCCAUCCUCAACAAAUUCUAUUCUUUUAACGAACCAUUCGGCUCAAACUGGACAUUCUGGUACAUCCGCGAAUCCUCCACUGCCAUCAUCACCGCCAACCUUCCUUACAUCUGGACUCUCCUUCGCCGCAUCUUCAAGCUCGGUUCCUUCAGCGGCUCAACCUACGGAAAGAGCACCAACAACCCUUCAAAAGCGUACCGGUCAAACUUUACCAACCACCGCUCCGGUGUGCGCUCGCAGAUCCGCGCCGAUCACGCUCUGCAUCAAGUGGAUAGCGAGGAGGAGAUCAACAACAGCUAUGCUUUACCGCUAAAGAUCUACGCCAAGCGCGAGGUUCAGAUUACCAGUGAAGAUGCAGGCCCCGAGGAUCGAAGAGGUCCAGUGGGCUGUAUUCCUGAUGAACUGAUGAGCCAUAGCAAAGACAGCGUGCGGACAGACGACAUGGAAACGUCUUCUGAAAGAUCCGCAGCUGGUGUUGUCAAGGUAUAUCACGGAGUAUAG
Messenger RNA from Fusarium venenatum, 1161 nucleotides. RefSeq lists its product as uncharacterized. The record is from RefSeq and is a predicted model, not a curated record. NCBI's taxonomy places the organism in Eukaryota, Fungi, Ascomycota, Sordariomycetes, Hypocreales, Nectriaceae.